Molecule: messenger RNA, 1946 nt
Organism: Musa acuminata AAA Group (dessert banana)
Lineage: Eukaryota; Viridiplantae; Streptophyta; Magnoliopsida; Zingiberales; Musaceae
Product: DNA (cytosine-5)-methyltransferase DRM2-like
Exons: 8
Coding region: 38-1774 (578 amino acids)
Cellular component (GO): nucleus
Molecular function (GO): DNA (cytosine-5-)-methyltransferase activity
Source: RefSeq, a predicted model, not a curated record
GGGGGAGGCGUUUGUGGGGAGAAGUCGCCGUCAAGUAAUGGAUUGGACCAGCGGGAGUGAAGGGAACGAGGAUUUUGAAUGGGACAGCGAUGAUGAGGCGACGACGGGAGAUGUUGUGCCGUCUUCUGAGUCCCUUGCGUGCCCGCCUGGGGAGGGUUGCGAGACUGGCCCUUCUCGCUCAGCAAUGGUUUGUCAUUUUAUGGGGAUGGGAUUUUCUGAGGACAUGAUCAUGAAGGCAAUCAAAGAAAAUGGAGAAGAAAAUUCAGAAGCUAUACUAGAAGCAUUGCUUACUUAUAUGUCUAUUGGAACAUCACCAUCAGAAUAUGACUCCAUCCCUAGAGAUCUUUCUGUCUUAAGCAACAAAGAUGAAGCACAUGACAAUCCUUAUGACAGAGUUGCUUCUGUAGAUGAGGAACUUUUUGAAGAUUUUCCUGCAGAGGAUAGGAAGUUGUUGAUCUUAGUCGAAAUGGGUUUUCCCACUAAUGAUGCAUCUGCAGCCAUCGCUAGAUGUGGUCCAAAUGCAUCUAUAUUGGAAUUAGCAGAUUCCAUACAUGCGGCUCAGUUGGCAAAUAAGCUCGAUGAUAAUUUAGGCGUAUCUACCGUCUCCAGUUUAGUUGAAGAUGAGCGUCAAUCUAAUUGCCCAAGAGGUGCGGAGAGUAGGUUUGCAGAGGUGACCAGGAGCAAACGAAGAUGCACCUCAACAGAAGAUGAAGACUCUGUUAUCUCUUUUUCAAAGCCUAUGGUUGGUUUUAGCCUUCCAAAUCAGCGGAUGUACAUGGUUCCGAGAAAGAUAAGUGAGGCAGCUAUUGGUCCACCGUACUUCUAUUAUGAGAACGUGGCGUUGGCACCAAAAGGAGUCUGGGAAACUAUGUCACGCUUCUUGUAUGACAUCAAGCCAGAGUUUGUAGAUUCCAAGUACUUUUGUGCUGCAGUCAGAAAGAGGGGAUAUAUCCAUAAUCUUCCUAUACAUAACAGAUUUCCUGUUCUUCCAAUCCCUCCAAGAACCAUUCACGAGGUAUUUCCGGCAACAAAGAAGUGGUGGCCCUCUUGGGAUCUUAGAAAACAAUUCAACUGUUUGCUGACAUGCAUAUCGAGUUCAAGACUGACGGAGAGGAUCCGCAGGGAGCUUGUACAGUAUGAUGAUCCACCACCACUACAAGUAAGACAGUUUGUGCUAAAUGAAUGCAGAAGGUGGAACUUGAUCUGGGUGGGGCAGCAUAAGGUUGCUCCUUUAGAACCUGAUGAACUUGAGAUACUUCUGGGGUAUCCAAUAAACCACACACGUGGGGGUGGCAUGAGCAGGACAGAAAGAUACAGGUCUCUAGGGAACUCAUUCCAGGUAGAUACAGUAGCAUACCAUCUAUCUACUUUGAAGAAUUUGUUUCCAGAUGGUUUGAAGGUCCUCUCUCUUUUCUCGGGUAUCGGAGGGGCAGAAGUGGCUCUUCAUCGUUUGGGAAUGCACAUGAAGGUUGUGGUUUCUGUUGAAAUCUCUAAGGUAAAUAGAGACAUACUUAGGAGUUGGUGGCAGGAAACAGGCCAAUCUGGGAUGCUCAUCGAAUUUGUUGAUGUGCAAGAACUUAACCCUCACAAGAUGGAGCACUUGGUUAACCGGUUUGGUGGAUUCGAUCUCGUCAUUGGAGGAAGUCCAUGCAAUAACCUCACAGGCAGCAACCGUUAUACUCGAAUUGGUCUUGAGGGCAUCCAUUCUUCACUGUUUUUUGAGUAUUGGCGAAUCUUGGACCUGGUGAAGUGUCUCAUGGGAAGGACCAGUUGAUCUGUUGGCAGUCUUCUGCAUCUUCAACUGCCAACUUGUGUCUUGUUUUUUCUUUGGGUCUCUGAACCAAAAAAGGUACAUACGAAUCAACUUCUCACUCCAUGCAAUUACGUAAAGCUGUUAGUUUACAGAUUGUUAAUAGUGUUGCGAGCUUCUCUUCUUCUCCUUUUAA